AAACACAAACGUAGAGAGAGGGAGAGAGAGAGAGAGAGUGAGGAGAGAGAGAGAGAUGACGACAAGCAACAAAAUAGCUGAGAGAAAAAGAGAAAGAAAGGGUUCCAAAGCGAAAGAGAAGAAUCAGAAUCCGAGCCAGAACCAGAGCAAGAAGAAGAAGAAGAGUAAUAGUAGUAUAAAGAAUGGAAAUAGUAAAAAAGAGGAAGAACCAGAGGUUCUGAUUGUACCGUCUUCGAGCGCAGACUCACACAACAAAGACGAAGAUGGAGACGAUGAAGAAGAAGAGGCAAAGAACAGUUUCACCGCGAAUCGACGCAGCGAUAAAGCAAAAGAAGAAGAAGAAGAAGAUGAUGAUGAUGAUGAGGAUGAAGCAGAGGAAGAGGACACGAAGAAGAAGAAGGAGGAGGAUAAGAACAGUGAGAGUAAGAAGAAUGAGAAUGCGAAUGCAUUGUAUCGCUUUCCUAUGCAUCGCAUCAGUCGGAUCAUAAAGGGCGAUAAUUCUGAUAUUCGCAUCACCCAAGAGGCCAUUUUUCUCAUAAAUCAAGCUUCGGAGAAGUUUCUUGAACUAUUUUCUAAGGAGGCAUAUGCCUGUUCUUUUCUGGAUCGUAAGAAGCAUGUUGGUUACCAGCACCUAUCAUCAGUAGUUCGUAAGCGGAAGAGAUUUGAUUUCCUUUCAGAUUUUGUUCCUGAGAAAGUGAAAGCUGAGGAUGCCUUGGCAGAAAUGCCUUCAACCGAGAUGUGACUAGGCUGGGACCUGGAGAAGAUGAUUCUCCCCUUGUAUUGCUUGAACUACUUAAAUGUGGGUCUCGUUGGCUAAUUUGACAUUGUGCCUGCACUGAGGAGUAUGAUGCAGCUCUUCAUGGUUAAAGCACGGAAGCUCUUCUUUCCCGGUUGGAGAAUGGUUCCGUUUAUCAUGUAUUAUUACGUCUCCCUAUUUGAACACAUUCACUAUUCCUUUAUGCUGCCGUUCAUGCUUACAAUACCAUAUGCUUGUCACCGUUGACCGAUUGCCAGAUUAAGAACAGAUUUUGGUGGAUUUCUGCGUUGAGAUGGCUGGUGAGACGGUGCAGUUGGUAGAUUGAAUGAACUCCAUGUAUUGUUGUCUAUGAUGCAAAUGCUUACUUUUCAUCCUCCUUUUUUCUGCUCUAGAGUUCAUUUUAUUUGCUUUGUUAAGUUUGGGAAGCCAAAAAUUUGAUCAACCAAUUCAAUAUAACGGUUUUCAUGGUUGCCAAAUUAUUGUUUGGCCGUCACUUAGAAGCGUAGUUUUGUUAAUUUGAGAUCGCAAAUUUUAUUUUA
Messenger RNA from Cornus florida, 1296 nucleotides. Its product is annotated as DNA polymerase II subunit B3-1. Bases 56 to 742 code for a protein of 228 amino acids. The transcript has 4 exons. The record is from RefSeq and is a predicted model, not a curated record. Gene Ontology annotation, biological process: regulation of DNA-templated transcription. Gene Ontology annotation, molecular function: protein heterodimerization activity. Gene Ontology annotation, cellular component: nucleus. NCBI's taxonomy places the organism in Eukaryota, Viridiplantae, Streptophyta, Magnoliopsida, Cornales, Cornaceae.